UCCCACUUUCUACUUGAUGAUUGAAUCAUCGAAGUGUUGACUGAUCGUAAAAUUGAAAGAAAUUGGACUAUUUUUGUACCUAAAUUAGUUCUCCUAAUUAUUUUUGCAUAAUACGAAAAUGUCGCGACCGGGAGACAGACCGAACCAAGCACAAACGUACAAACUUGUGGUAGUAGGCGGUGGUGGUGUUGGAAAAAGUGCAAUUACAAUACAAUUUAUUCAGAGUUAUUUUGUGACUGACUAUGACCCUACUAUUGAAGACAGCUAUACAAAGCAGUGUGUCAUUGAUGAUAUACCAGCAAAACUGGACAUUCUGGACACAGCGGGCCAAGAAGAGUUUAGUGCGAUGCGUGAACAGUACAUGAGGUCGGGCGAAGGUUUCUUGCUCGUCUUCUCAGUGGCCGACCACGCCAGCUUCGACGAGUUGUACAAGUUCCACAAACAGAUCCUACGUGUUAAGGAUCGAGAUGAAUUCCCCAUGCUGAUGGUCGGGAAUAAAGCUGAUUUGGAAAUGCAACGAGUGGUGUCGCUAGAAGAGGCGCAGGCGCUGUCGCGACAGCUCAAAGUUCCGUACAUAGAGUGCAGUGCGAAAGCACGCAUGAACGUCGACCAAGCUUUCCAUGAGCUGGUCCGCCUCGUGAGACGGUUCCAGGAAGCGGAGAGGAUAAACAUCAAAGCGGAGAGGAGUCACAAGAAGAAAAACUGCACGAUUUUGUAACAGGAGGAAGCAGAACUGUUGGUGAGGCUGCCUUGAUUUGUAGACUAACGCCCGUAUUCACAAACAUUACCAUGAGGUCUCACAGUGCGCGUGGACGCACAGAGUGACACACGAACCAAUAACAGAACUCUAAUUAACGCUGUGCGUUCGAUUUGCUGCUUCACUUAAGCAGCAUCGUUUGUGAAUAUGGGCGUACAACAUUUUGAAGAUAAUUCAGUUUAUUGUCUCAAGAAAAUGUAAAAUUCGACUUUGUAUGCUAAUAUCAAGUUACGGACAAAACUAUGAAAUCUAAAACAGCUAGGGACUGGAAUUCGCUGCCUGCUGCUGUCUUUCCCGAAGACUAUAAUCCGGGCCUUUUCAAGGCGAGAGUGAAUAGGCACUUACAGGGCAGAUAUGUACCAUCCUGGACUGCAUCCCACUUAACGUCAGGUGCGAUUGUGGUCAAAUACCUGCCUUGUUAUGCAUAAAUAAAAAUUGUGAAGUGAAUAAACAAUGUUGAGUCGAGUUUUGACUGAAUUUGAUAUUAGAACCAUCACAAAUUACUGCAAUACGACAGGGUUAUGUUUGCCUGAGGAUGUUUUUUUAUAAUGUUUCAAUAAUCUGUAACUACAGUUGACAUAAGUAACCGUUUUUAGCAAUAAUUUUUGGAAAUUAAGGAAUUAAACAUUCCUAACUUCUUUGUAAAACUGAAUGUAUUGUAAAUGAUUACGUUUUUGAAUCAAGGCAACCUUUCAAAGGUUGAAUGAAUGAAUUCCGCUCUAAUUCGGGAAUAAGAUAGGUACCAAGGUUAUUCAGUCAGUAUCAUAUUCCCGAUCGUAAUAUUUAUCACAAUAUUUAUUUUAGUUUUUUAAGUUUUGUUUUAAAUCUUUGAAAUGAACAAGGCUCCAAAAAAACAAAUAAAUUCUUGUUUUUUUUUCGAUCACUGUUCGUUCUGCAAAGAUAUUAUCAGAGUUCGUAUUUUUCUAUCUUUUUUUUCGUCUUAAUAUUAUGUGAUAAGGUAUUUAUUUUUAUUUUCUUUUUCCUAAGUUAUCCUAAGUUUAGUUCUUCUUAUUUCUUGUUGAUGACAAGCUGCGCAAAUAGGUCGUGUAAAAUAGAUUAUACAUUAUUUUAUUUUAUAAAGCGAUUGUUGCUAUGUUUUCGUUUCUAGCACUUAUAAGUGGUGCCAUAUUCAAACUGUAAUUAACACCAAAUAGGCAUGAUUUUAUAAUCUUAUUGUUAUUUCUUCAACUUCCGAGUACAUAGAGUUUGGUCAUAUUAAAAACUAUUCCGUUUUUGUUGAUUAAAUUAAUUAGUCUAAAGCAUAAAAUACAUUUUGAUGUUUGCCUCAUUGCAAUGUGAAGUACAAGAUCAUUUUAUUUGAAAAUACGUUUGAAUAAGUUACAAAAAAAAUAAUUAAAAAAUUUGAAUGUACUAAAAUGUAAAAGUAUGUACAAUUUACAUAAAUGUAUGUUAUUAACUGUACAAGAACAAUAUUAUAAUAAGUAACGGCGCGUUCUCGAUCAAAUCUAAGGAAUUCUAUGAAUGGAUAAUUAUUUAAUUUAAUUUAUUUAAACCCAGUAGUUAACCCCGAAAUACGUUUAAACAGUUUUUUUAAGUCUUAAAGUUCUCGGUCGCCCAGGUACUAAAAUUAGUGAACGUCAUAAAAGCCUGGUAGCAGGAUCCAUAGGCAGCUCUUCGUAAAUUUAUCGGGUGAGCUGUCAAUUUUUUCAAAGUUCUGACGGUAAAAAUAAAAGUGGUUUGAUUUUUAAGAAAUUGAAAUAAUAUCGGAGAAUCAUCAAGAAAACCUAUAACUUUAAUAUCACAUUUCUCUUCUUUCUUAAAAAAAUAUCUUGAUUUAUUAAAAGUCUAACUAAGAUGUGUAAAGAAUAAGAAGUGUAAAAACCAAAUACUAAUUUGUAUUUUUGUUUGAUAUUUUCUAAAAUUAGUUAAGCGUAAUAAUACUGUAACUUCGAAAUGGAUAAACAGUGUUUAGUCUACCAUAGACUACGAGAUUUAACUUAAAAAUACCAGUGCAGUGUACCCUAUACGGUACAGUACAGUUUGUGGAAUUUACAUGUGUUAAUACGCAUAAUAUUGGAUAUUUUAUAGCCUGUGUCAAUAGACUCAUCAUCAUCAAUAAGCAGAUGAAUUAUACUGUCUCAGUCAGUGGUAUGUAGAUUAUUUCACUGUGCAAUCAAAGACAAGUUUGAGCGCGUCACUAGGGGCAUAGACAAUUCAGUAUCAAUGUUCGGGAGAGAUUGAUUUUGUCUAUUGGCAUGGACUAUACAAUAUUGUAAUAACAUGGUAGGAAAUGUUUUUAUUAUGGUGCUGAAAAUUACGUUUCAACUUUUCAUUGAAUAUUAUCAUGUUUACACAGUUAUAAAUAUUAUAAUACUGAAUAUUGUAGAUGUUAAAAUAGUACAUUCAAAUCAGCCCCAACGACCAAUGCAAAAUGAAUCUUAUGGAUUCCACAUAAGCUUGAUUUCGCAUGAUUAAUAUGCUAUAAGUAGGAAGGUGGUAAUUUUAGCAUAUUUAAACCAAUAAUCAUAAUUUAUUUUAUUAAUAUAUCUUUUUUUGUCAUUUAGGAGUACAUACUGUAUUUAACAUAUUGCUAAAACUAUAUCAUAGUGAAAAAUGGACGGGCAACUUUACAUGUUAUUUUUUAGAAAGAGAUAUACUAUAUUAUAUUUUUAUAUCGUAGUAUUGGUUUGUACGCAUUUUUUGCUAAGCAGAAACAUUCGUUGGUGCACCCUUUUUGAUACAUGUUUACAAUUAUUUGAUAAAUUAGCUUUUAAAGUAAGAGAGAAGAUUAUAGUUUUAACAGCUUUAGAUAUUUCAUAUGUACAUACUGUUUUUUUAAUAAACGUACGAUCACCAGGUACGUAUUCAUGAAUUAGCGAGUUUAUAUUUAUUAAUAUAGGGGUUAGAAUCGAUUGGAGACAUUGUUAUUUCGUGGUAGCUUGAUGCUUCCGCCUUCCAAAGUACCAAACACACCACUGUGUUUAGACUAGCUUGAUGUGCUGUCAUCCGUACAUUGAAAAUUAAACUUGUAUAUCUGAUUCAGUGUAUGAGGUAUGAGAGCAGCACGGGAGGGUUGACAUUGACAUAUUAUGACGUGACAGAGCAUAUAAAUCUGAAGCAGGCCUGUUCAUCUCAGCGAGUUUACAUCGAAAACAAAACACGCACGAUGGCCCACCUACAGGAUACUAUUCGACAAGGCCUCACAUACGAGCGAACAUUGACUCACGCACGCGUAUUCUUGUGUAUGAUGGAAGAAAAUAAAGAAAAUGGUGUUCUAAAUACUGUGCAGUAUUUAACUGCCUAAAUAAUAAUAAAAACGCAGAAUGUACUUUUUUAAGUUGCCUCAAGACACUGAGAGGUAAAUAUGUAGUUAAUAUUAUUCAUGAUAAUUCAUGCUAAAUCAUGUAUUUCUUCCGCCAUUUUCCGCAGUUUGGCACCUCACGUCACAUCAUUUUACCGAAGUCAGCCGGCGCAGUGCCGAUCACUGACGUUUGUCAACAAAAUGGUGCUUGACUCUUGAGACAGGCUAAAUUACACCAUAUUGUUAAUGACAUUGAGCAUACAUUUUUUUAAAUACCUUCGCGAAGUAAACCUGUACGUAGUACUUAUUACUAUUCUGUGUCUGAAGCAAAAAUACGUCUCGCUGACGAUUGACGUCACCCUCCCGUGGCGCUUCCAUGCCUCAGGCACUGAUUUAGUUAACGCUAGACCUAACCUAUGAUGUAAGUAUGGAAUCACCUCGUUGUGUUCUAAGCCAUCUUAAGAACUGAAUGACUAUGUAUGUACCUAUAGCAGCGGUUCCCGAAAGGUGGUCCGCGGAACCCUGGGGUUCCGUGGAAAGGCCGCAAGGGUUCCGUAAAAAAUAUUAUCCCACGUUUCGUGACCGACGUUGUUCGCUCGCACCGACUUGUUUACGCACAAGGGAGGGGCAGGGCGUGCGGGCGGAGUAGUACGGGGGUUCCGCUAGGAAAAGUAUAAUCAGUUAGGGUUCCUUGGCAAAAAAAAAAAUUGGGAAACCCUGAUCUAUAGUAUCAAUUUAAAGUAUAACCUUUAAAAUGGUACCAUUUUUAUUUAUCUUCUAUUAGUCAUUUAGUUCUUACGAUCGCUCGGUACAAGUAGGCUGAUUCCAUACUUUUGCUCGCGAGUGUACAUUCACAUUUGU
Messenger RNA from Ostrinia nubilalis (European corn borer), 4880 nucleotides. RefSeq names its product ras-like protein 2 (gene Ras64B). Gene Ontology annotation, molecular function: GDP binding; GTP binding; GTPase activity. Gene Ontology annotation, biological process: Ras protein signal transduction. The coding region runs from base 119 to 718 and encodes 199 amino acids. Lineage: Eukaryota; Metazoa; Arthropoda; Insecta; Lepidoptera; Crambidae. The record is from RefSeq and is a predicted model, not a curated record. Gene Ontology annotation, cellular component: plasma membrane. The transcript has 5 exons.